AUGAAACAUUAUCGAGUAUGUAUUGUUGGUGGUGGUGCAUCAGGCUUAGCAUGUGCACGUGUUUUAGCAUCAGAUGAUUAUGAUUGUGAACCAACUAUUUUUGAAAAAAAUCCAUUUAUUUGUGGUCAAUGGCAUUAUGAUCCUGAUGGAACAUCAGAGACAACAGCUGUUUAUAAAGCUUUAAAAACGAAUUUACGUUGUUCUGUUAUGCAAUUUAGUGAUUUUCCAUUUCCGAAUAAUGAACCUGAAUCUCAUGUUGGCUAUAAAGAAGUAGAAGAAUAUUUAAUGGCUUAUGCUGAAAAACAUCAACUAUUUAAAUAUAUAGUUUUAAAUGCAGAAGUUAAUUCAAUUGAUGAAACAUUUACAGUUACAUAUACAGUACGAUUGGGUACAGAAAACGAAAUAUCUAAACGUCCUAAUCAAAAUUUAUUGGAGAAAAAUGAACACUAUGCAGUUUAUUCAGAACAAUUUGAUGCAAUAUGUGUAGCAAACGGUCACUAUUCUCAGAUGUAUAUACCGGAUGAUAUUCCUGGUUUACAUAGUAAAACAUUUCCCAUACAUCAUUCUCGUUCAUGUUGGUAA
Molecule: messenger RNA, 582 nt
Organism: Rotaria sp. Silwood2
Lineage: Eukaryota; Metazoa; Rotifera; Eurotatoria; Philodinida; Philodinidae
Source: the annotation of a GenBank genome assembly